AUGGCUCUGCAGAACGUCUGCAAGUGGCAGUCCCAGGAUGCCCAGGAAACCUCGCCUCGCCUGCCUCCACUGAGUGGCUGGGUGGUACCCCGGGGCUGGGACCCGAAUACCUUCCUGCAGGUCCACGGCCCCAGGCUGGCCCAUGGCACCACCACCCUGGCCUUCCGCUUCCAGCAUGGAGUCAUCGCCGCUGCAGAUACACGAUCCUCCUGUGGCAGCUACGUGGCCUGUCCGGCCUCCCUCAAGGUGAUCCCGGUUCACCGGCACCUCCUGGGUACCACAUCGGGCACCUCAGCCGACUGUGCCAUGUGGUACCGGGUGCUGCAGCGGGAGCUACGGCUGCGGGCCCUGCGAGAGGGGAAGCUGCCCAGCGUGGCGGGUGCUGCCAAGCUCUUGUCGACUCUCAUGGCUCCUUACCGGGGGCUGGACCUGUGUGUGGCCACUGCCCUGUGCGGCUGGGACCACUCAGGCCCUGCACUCUUCUAUGUCUACAGCGACGGGACUCGCCUGCAGGGGAACAUUUUCUCUGUGGGCUCCGGUUCUCCCUACGCCUAUGGCGUGCUCGACCGAGGCUACCGUUACGACAUGAGCAUCCAGGAAGCCUACGACUUGGCUCGCCGGGCAGUGGUCCAUGCCACCCACCGCGAUGCCUAUUCGGGGGGGUCAGUGGACCUUUUCCAUGUGCGGGAGAGUGGGUGGGAGUAUGUGUCCCGCAAUGACGCCUGGGGGCUGUACUCGGAGCUGCAGAAGUUUCCAGAACCCUACAAGGAUGAGGAGGAAGAAGAGGAGUCCAGCCAGGCCAAUCCAGAGCCUGUCACGCUUUCCAGAGCGGAAGACAGUGGGGAUUCUUUGGAGGGACCAGCACCCACAGAUACUGGGAUGCUUGCAAUGCAAGGACACCUACAGGGUUAG
Messenger RNA from Suncus etruscus (white-toothed pygmy shrew), 912 nucleotides. RefSeq names its product proteasome subunit beta 11 (gene PSMB11). Gene Ontology annotation, cellular component: proteasome core complex. Gene Ontology annotation, molecular function: threonine-type endopeptidase activity. Lineage: Eukaryota; Metazoa; Chordata; Mammalia; Eulipotyphla; Soricidae. The record is from RefSeq and is a predicted model, not a curated record. The coding region runs from base 1 to 912 and encodes 303 amino acids. The transcript has a single exon.